GAGCAUCACACAUUUCCAUCUUACACAGUUCAGCUCAUAACUCAUAAGUAAAAUUCUGUUUCUCUAAAAUAUUACUCAUCAAUUUUUAGCUAACUGCAAAAGAUGAAGAGGAAAUCAUUUGGGCUCUUGCUCCUGCUCUUCAUAGUCCUAGCUUCUGAAAUGGCGGUGCAGACAGCAGAGGGGAGGAUGUGCGAGUCGCAGAGCCACGGGUUCAAAGGAACAUGCAUGCGUAGCCACAACUGUGCGUUGGUGUGCAGGAACGAGGGAUUCUCCGGCGGGCGGUGCCGAGGGUUCCAUCGCCGCUGUUUCUGCACUAAGCUUUGUUGAAUCUAAACUACCCCCAAUACCAAAUAAAGAUAUGAUCGUGCUGAUGUUUGUUAUCGUUUUCAUAAGGGAUCCACGUUAGCUACCGUAAGAAAGUGAUAAUGACAAGUUGUACGUGUUGGUGUUGAGAGCGGAAUGUAUAUUCAGAAGCAUCAUCAUGUGGUCAUAACGUCUUAAGUACUUUCUUAUUGUACUUCAUUCUCUCCUCAUGGAUUUGCGAC
Messenger RNA from Prosopis cineraria, 545 nucleotides. RefSeq names its product defensin-like protein 1. The transcript has 2 exons. Bases 103 to 327 code for a protein of 74 amino acids. The record is from RefSeq and is a predicted model, not a curated record. Gene Ontology annotation, biological process: defense response. Lineage: Eukaryota; Viridiplantae; Streptophyta; Magnoliopsida; Fabales; Fabaceae.